Paramuricea clavata is the source of this 4458-nucleotide messenger RNA. The record is from the annotation of a GenBank genome assembly. NCBI's taxonomy places the organism in Eukaryota, Metazoa, Cnidaria, Anthozoa, Malacalcyonacea, Plexauridae.
AUGCUUACGGAAUUGACAACUGACAAAUAUCGUUCAUGGAUGGGGAUCGGGUCCUUCGUGUUUUGGGCUGUGGGAAUAUCGAUACUGCCUCUGAUUGGUUACUUAAUUCCUGCGUGGAGAAUGUUCUUGCUUGCGACAGCUAUCACCGCAAUUCCUGUUCUGUUUUUCUGGUGGUAAGUUUGAAUAGUUUGAAUAUUUAUGGUAAUAUUUUCUGAGCUUGCGCAACAGAAUCUAUGUUGAAGCUUUUAAUAAGUCAAAAUGUCGGGUGCUGACGUCAUACUCGUCAAUUUGCUCUAAUCUAAUUUGGAUUAGAUUGACUAUAUAAGCCCUUCGAAAGAUAUCAAGAAUAUCAAACAUAACAAAUGCAAUUAAAUAGGCAAAUAAAAUUAAAACGGCAUUUUUGACUUAUUAAAAGUCUACCAAGUGAAAUCUCGCGUGAGUAUAUAACAACCCAAUUAAACGACCAUUGAUGGAUCCAUUAGCAAUAUUUCACCUUCACUUAUCGACAGUGCAUCAGUGCUGGUUGUGUUGAAUGUGUUCGGUCUUUUUUCGACGAACAAUAUGAUCAUCGACUACAAUAUUGGUUUAAGAGGUGUUGGUUUUCAUAAUCUUGGCCAGUGAUAACAGCCGCGUCAUCAGCGAUUGAAACCAGUGAAUGGGGUUCAGGAAGUUAAAUAUGAAACCAAAUUGACGGUAGUUGUCAGCUUUUAUGUUUUGAGUGAAAGUAUUAGAGCACAUGUUCAACAGCAGAGGGCUGAGAGUGAGCCUGAGACAAUCGGCUUGUAGCACUCCAUGGCCAACAGUUGUGAAUGGAGUGCGGAAUUCAUAAGUUAUGACGGAAGUUUUGAAAUCAGUAUAUAAACUUUUGAUAACAUUUUUUAUGUGGUCAGGAAUCUGAUGCAGAUAUUCAAGUAUAGCUUGAAUUAAGGUGGCUCCCUACAGUUAUAGUCCAGUUUAAAACAUUUAUAUAGCUCAGACGUCAUCCUCGCGACUCGCGCGUGGAAUCUUCGUGGUCCGGUAAAAAUCCUGAAACAAGCCGCGGGAAGUUGUUUUUGUAUUUUUAUCUACAAAGAAAACGCCAGUUUUUUAUUAUAAUCCUAAACUUUUCAACAUUCGAACAGUACGUAUUUUGUUAGCUAGUUUUUUACCUACCUUCUGUGUGUUUUUUUUUUAUAUAUUUAAUACGUUUCAGUACUGUAUUUCAUAAUAAUGCUCACAAUGUUCAACAACAGUGUCACGGACUGAAAAUUAUUAUAUUUUAUUCUGUCUUCAAGGCACUCCUGAACUAUCACUUAAACUUACGUAAAUCCUGUCAUUCAACUCAGUUCACAUGUACUUUUUUUAUCUGCUGUAUCCAAUAUUAAUAAAACUAUAAUGCAGACAGUUACGAGUUGUUUUAUACGAAAAGUCAAACUCUACUUGAAUGUUUUGAAAAGUUUUCACACCGAUUUUCACAACAAAACUAAAUUUAAGAAACGUUGGAUUAAGUCAGUGCGUUAUUGUGUUCUCAAUGUUUUGUAUUUUGAAUAUAUAUAUCUUUUAUUUUCAUUUCAAACUAAGUAAAAAAUAUCUGUGUGAUACAAGAGAAAAUUGCUAAAAAAGCCAACUAUAAACCGUACGCGUUUCGUGUUCCUCACACAAAUAGUGAUCAUGUCGAAUCGAUAUUUUGUCACGUCAACAGCUUCAACUGGAUUUAGGGCUAUUUUUCUCGCGUUUCCUUCGGUGAAAAUGUUUUAAACUUUGCACGUUUGCUAAGCAUGACGAUUCGCCAAACAUCAAAAUUUCAAGAAAUUCUAUAAGACAGAUUUUUUGUAGUCGUUAUUCAUGAAUAUCUCAAAACCUGCCUUAUAAACAUCCCUUCAAAUUUUAAUAUGUCAUUCCCCUUUCAACCAUAAAUCUUAAAAAAAAAAUUCAGAAAAAUUGGCCGAAGGAAAAAAAAGAUAUUGCCGUUUGAUUGUAAAAUUAGACAAUAAAAGUGCAAAAGAUGAAACGUCAUGGUUGCCAUGGCAACACUAACACUGUUCCUAUUUGUUCAUAUGUCGACAGCAGAAGACUUCUGAACUUUCCUGGAAAUGAUUAUAUUGCCCUGUCUUAAGUGUGUUUAAUAUAAAUUUGGUUCAAAACAAAGGUUACCUAAAAUACUUAAAAUUUUAGAAAACUGUAGGGAGCCACCUAAAAUGCAAGAUGGCGGACGCUUUUUACAACAUUUUCGUAAAUAAGUUAAACAUAUCUGUAUUUUCGCUUCUAAAUUGUACAUCCAACCCAAAAAUCAUACGCAAAAACAAUCGUUUGUAUAACUCAGCUAGGGAUCAAAAAAGAAGCCGAUAGUUAUCCGGUCUAAAUGGCAUUUCAAAUUUCGCGGUUUAAAUCUGUUUUUUACCGGUCAUGUAAGCAUAAGCUAUAGACCAUUUGCGUAUGACGUCACACAUGAAACAAAGUAUUUACAGUUCACUGGUACUUACCGAAAAUAUCGUAGUCAAAAGCUGGAUGACUACGAGUUUGACGGGAUUGGCGUAAGCAAACAACACGGCUUUGGCGCGAAAAUGACGAAUUUCGUAAUCGUACUUAAACUCGUUGCCAUUGCUAAACUCUCUAUUUUGAGCCCUGUAACUACAAUACGGAACCACAAAACGGCAAAAAAAUCCUUAGUAGUAAAAUGUGUUCAAAUUUGCAUUUGCACCUUUCAUUGAUCACCAACAAAUACAAACAUCAGAAGUAUUAGUAUUUGAAUUUCAAAACAGUAUUAUAAUUAAAUUUAGCAUACAAAGCUUAGGAAUACAAUUUAUAUUGUACAUUGCAGUAUAUAACUCUUUGGUGUCUAAUAUAUUGUUUGUUGUUUUUCUUUUGCCAUUGACCCUGUCCUUUUGUUUGCAUUUGCAUUGAAGGGAAUAGCCUUCAAUGGUUUAAAUCUUAUCUUAAAGACAGAAAGCAGGUAGGUUUGUUCAGUCAAUGGUAAGGUGUCGGCUGCAAAAAAUAUUAAAUGUGGGGUACCACAGGGUUCUAAUCUUGGCUCCAUUCUAUUUCUAUAUAUAAAUGACCUUCCAAAUAGUGUAAAAACGUCAAAACCUACACUAUUGCCGACAAUACAAAUCUUACCUGUGAAGGACAAAAUUCUAGCGAAAUCGAAAAUAAGCUAGCUUAAUGAAGAACUUAGAAAUGUUCAUCAGUGGCUUAUAUAAUUAUUGUGAUUUGAUUGUUCUAAACUGCGAACUUGAUUAAUUCAUCCCAUCAGUAGAAUAACUUUUGUUAAACGGCACACCAACUAAGUUGAAUCAAUAUACCUUCUCAGAUGAAUUCAAUAUAUUACGGGUAAUUUGACGGACUAAAGCAUGUGUUAAUACUGUUUUGAAAUACUAAUACUUCUGAUGUAUGUAUUUGUGUGUGAUCAAUGACACGUGCAAAUGCAAAUUUUUUAAAAAAAUUGUUUUAUUAAUUUUUAAUAGUUGUCCAAGAGCUAGAGAAAGGUUAUCUCAGUAUGUAAACAGCUGGGAAAAGGCUGUAUUAAAUGUGCCUGGAGAUGGUCACUGCAUUAUUUACUCAUUAUUUGUGGUCUUGACAGAACAACAUAUUGGUGUCCAAAUUGAUAGUACAUCCCAGUUACUGAACAUCAUAGAAGUCGAAAUAAUGAACAACCUAGAUUUUUAUGGGCCAUUCCUGGGUAACAUUGACAUGGUGAAGCAGUGGCGUUUAUACAAGGAGAAAGGUUUAUAUGACCAGGAUAUUGUUGAUCUGUGUCUCCAUGCUGUAGCCAAUUGUACAGGAAUCACAGUUGAUGUUAUACAAGCAACAGAUCAUGGUAUUAGGAAUGUUGUUGUCGAACCAAACAAGCCUGGCAUCUCUUCACAUCGUACAAUCCAUCUCACCAAUUCACAUGAUCAUUACAAUCCUGUGGUCAGUGCUCAAACAAAGAAGAAUUAUGAAUGUAAUCCAACAUUAAGACAACAACUUGUUAUCGAACAUCCAAAGAAUGAAAAGAAGCAUGAUGAAAAAGAAGAUCGUUAUGAUUAUAUAAAUCCCAAUUUAUACAUCGACUCCUCUUCGCCUUUAUCCUUAAACAACAGAUAUGCUGCUCUGGGUGACAGUUCUGAUGACUGCUUCAUUGUUGAACCUCAUAAUAAGAAGUGUCCGCAUCUUUCUGGUAAUUUUGCUGCAAAAUCCUCAACAUUUGAUGAACAGUUUGAUUUAAAGGACGAACAGAUUAAUGCAAUUGAUCAAAAGAGUGAUGCAAGUGAUAAACAGAGUGAUGCAAGCGAUAAACGGAGUACUUCAAAUGAUGACGAGAGUCAUUCAAGUGAUGAAGAGAGUCAUUCAAGUGAUGAAGAGAGUCAUUCAAGUGAUCAAGAGAGUCAUUCAAGUGAUGAACUCAGCGAUCCACUUAGAGUAAUUGGUAACCGAACAUAUCUUAAUGAAAGUGUUUGGGAGGGGUGGAACACCAGAAUGUUGAAAAGUUGCCGUUAA